Loxodonta africana (African savanna elephant) is the source of this 27995-nucleotide messenger RNA. It is a transcript of the gene PAQR8, whose product is annotated as progestin and adipoQ receptor family member 8. Lineage: Eukaryota; Metazoa; Chordata; Mammalia; Proboscidea; Elephantidae. Gene Ontology annotation, biological process: response to steroid hormone. Gene Ontology annotation, cellular component: plasma membrane. The transcript has 2 exons. Gene Ontology annotation, molecular function: steroid binding; nuclear steroid receptor activity. The coding region runs from base 22818 to 23882 and encodes 354 amino acids. The record is from RefSeq and is a predicted model, not a curated record.
GGUGGGUGGUGAAGCAGUGAUUCAGGGAACGGCUCGGCCACGGCAACCCAGCCCUUCGGUGAAAUGAGGUCGUGGACAAGUCGAGAGGGCACCCAGUCUAGAGAGGGAGGCAGCAAGACCGGGCAACCCAAGACAGACUGGCGUUGGGGACCCAGGGCUCAGUGAGCUCGGGAAGUGUUGGCAUCUUGGGGGGGGGGCUGCCUGAAGGAAGGACACACCUUGCAGACCCCGGGCGGGGACCAGGAGGCUGCAGGGGCAGUAGGGCUUCCUGGACAUCUAUAGGCACUCUAGACACAGACCGACCAGUGGAGACCCACGGGCCUGGGCGGACUCUUUGCCUUGCCCUAAAUUGCUUCUCAUAUUUCUGAGCUGGGUUAGAAGUGAUUUUGCGUAGGCACACGAUGAGAGGAACUAAAAAGAAUAAGUAUGGAGUGAUUUCAAAUGUCCAGGCAGUAUCUACCUGUGUUUGGUAGGCAGAGUUCCUACAAUACAGGUGUGCAAUGUUUUGAUCCACAGGUGUAACUUGCUUCCCCACUCCCUUGUACUGUGUGAGAGACUGUCUCUUUGUAAAAACUGGAGGAAAAUGGGCAACAGGAAGACACCCACAAACACAUUACAUUCCAAAAAAAUUAUUCCACAGCCUAAUAAACACGAGUAUUGUAUACAGUUGGACUGUUUGCUUCAGUGUAGCCACCCAUUAAUAAAUUUAAUAAAAGUUACCUGCAUGAAAGGUGGACUGCUGUUGGCUGCCUUGUGGUAGUCCACAGCCUGUACCUACCCUUAAGUGGAAGCACCCUUCACCUAGCAACCAUGAGGGAGCUGGGCUCCUUAGGUCCUCAGUGGAAGUGUAGCCAACUGUCUUUACAAAGACAAAUGAGGGCAUUGUCUGUUUUUUCUGUUGUUUGUCCUGAGUGCAAGUCUCCCUUCAAUUAGUUUCAAUAGUAUUGAAUACAUCCCUAUCAAUAUGGUCACUAGUUUAAUUACAUGGUGUGAUAGUUAAUUCUGGAACACCCAAGGUUCAUAAAUCCUAUUAAGUGGACUUUUCCAUUGGAAGGCUGGACUUGGGGGUGGGAGGGGUGAUGGUGGUGAUGUGCUGCGAAUAUUGGUCCAUCUUCUACACACUGAUUUGAGCUGGAGGACUAAAGACCAAUUUGGCGACUAACAUUUGUUGGGCCCAUUGUUUUAAUUCAUGAAAAAGAGAUCAUUUCAAUAAUUAUGCAACUUAAUGGGAAAGCAAUUUAUUCAUUUUGCAAGUAUCAUUUUAGGACAGGCUUUUUUUCAUUAAGGGGAUGUUUAUACCCUAUUUAGUGGUCUGAACCUUGCACCAAAAUCUGCUUUAUCAUUAUUACAGCAGAAUUUUUUAUUGACUUGGACAUAAAGCUUGCUGAUUCUUCCAAUUCCUUAUCUGAAUGUUAAAAUAAAUAUGCCAGUAUUUAUACAUUCAAAUGAGAAUUUCUCUCCUUCAGAAGCCUCAUCUUGGCAAGCUGUGUACUAAUUCUAUUGAUGUUGUCAUUGCUGAGAAUAGUUUUGGAGCUCCCGCUUUGGAGUUGCCUUCAGAGUGUUUGGCACGUUUACUGUAUCUCCUCAGUGGUGGGUAAAAGCCAAACAGCACUUGGGGCCAACUUUGACUUCCGAGGUGGGUGAUGGAGAUUAUGAUAAAUAUAUCCAUUAAAGUAAUGAAAGUCCUCUUGAAGGACUGGCAGUUCUAAAAAGGGCAUCCGGCAAAGUUGGGUAUGUGUUUAGAAUUGGAAAGUAACUACUUUGAAGUAUAGCCUUCAUUUGAGUGUUUAUGUUCUGGUAUGUGUGUUAAAAAAAAAAAAAAAUCAUCCCAUUGCUUAUUAUACCUUAUUUACUGCCGGAGCUCUGGUGGCUCAGUUAUUAAGCAUUGGGCUGCUAACCAAGAGGUCGGCAGUUCGAAUUUACCAAGCACUCCUUGGAAACUCUCUGGGGCAGUUCUACUCUGUCCUAUAGGAUUCCUGUGAGUUGGAAUUGACUUGACAGCAAAAGAUUUUUUUUUUUCCCCCUUCCAGGUACUCUUUAUCAGGCAGUUACUAUCACUGUAUAUUUUUACAAAAAACAAAAGACUUGCUUUUUCAUAAAAAAAAAAAAAAGUAUCCAGAAAGCCACUUACCCAAUACGUGCUUAAGGCCUGGUACCUGAGUUUUUAUGUGAAGUAUCAACAUAGAAGCAAGGGGAGGAGAAUGAUUUCUGACAAUCCAUUUCACAGACAAUGUGAAAAAUUAACAUAUGCCUUUUUUUCCAUUGUUUCCCUAAAGUCCCAAUUUUUUUUUUUUAGCUUAUAGCACAGAGCUUCAUACAGCCAUGGCUUGAAUCUUGUUCGAGCUGUAGCCUUGGACAAGUUAUUUAAUCUAAUUCAGCCUCAAUUUUCUUACCUUAAAAUGAAAAUACUAAUGAGUAUUUACUUCAUGGGGCUGUGAUGAAGAUUUAUAAAUAAGAUUUAUGCAUGUAAAAAACUGAGUUCAGUGCCUGACACAUUAUAAAGGAAAAAAAAAAAACCCAGUUGCUAUAGGGUCGGUUCCAACUGAUGGCGACCCCAUGUGUUUCAGAGUAGAACUGUGCUCCACAGGGUUUUCCAUGGUUGUGAUCUUUCAGAAGCAGAUCACCAGGCCUUUCUUCUGAGAUGCCUCUGGGUGGAUUCAAACCGCUAACCUUUCAGGUAGUAGCCAGUCACUUAACCUUUUGUGCCACCUGUGGACUCCUAACACUUCAGUGCUCAAUAAAUGCUAGCUAUUUUUGUUAUUGGUAUUUUUAUUGAUAGUUUUAUAUUUUAACUCUUUUGAAGCGAUAUACAAAUUUACCUUUUUCUGGGCAAUGCUAUUCCUUUCAGCUGGGCUUUGCAAAUGAAUAUGUGAAUGAGAACGUUUUGUUUUUACCUUCCUGGCUGCUUAGGAGUUUCUAAAGAGGAACGUUAUAAGCAACUGUAGUUGAUUAUUUUAAAUUCAGAUGUUUUUAAAAUGAGCUUUCCUAUUAUGAUUGUGUACUAGAUAUAACAGUUUGGUGUGGUAGUGAAAGUCCAAAGGAAAGAGUUUAAAAUCCUUGCCUAUAUAUUUUUUUUUUUUCCUGACCCAGUGAAAAUAUUGUUCUAACGAAAUAGCUGCAGUUGUCUUGACUUGUAUUGAAAGGGGUGAUUCUAGGAAACAUUUGUUUCCAGUGACUUGAGUUUUGCUCUCCUUUGUUUUUAUAAACAGUAGACAAGAAUAACCUGACACUAAGUUCUCAGCUCUUCUGUAAAUAUCAAUAUUAAUUUUUUCGAGUUUGUGAAUUUUAUUAAUAUAUGUAAAUUAGGAAGAUGCAAAAAUUUGGAAAAUAAUUUAUCUUAAUCAAAUGGUUAAGGUUUGCUGUAAAGUAAUGUUUUGGGAAAUGUUCAACGCUUAGUAAAAGUGUUCUGUGUUUUCGGCAAGAAAGUGCCAGAGAGAGAGAGAGGGGUACAAGACACUGGCUUUGCUCUCCGGAAGUCCACGUGAUGCACUGACUUAGCAGACAUUAGCAAAUGCUUUUUCUCCCUGUGGCUUGUGAGGCUAAAGAUUAAUAUGGAUUUCACUACAUGUUCUUUCCCUCAGUUUCUCGGAGAGGGUUAAGUGUGUGUUGUUGUUGGGUGCUGUCAGGUCAGUUCUGAUUCACAGCAGCCUCUCUGACGGACUGGGGUUUCCUAGGCUGUCAUCUUUAGGGGAGUAGAUCAGCAGAUCUUUUCUCCUGUGGAGCAGCUGGUAGAUUCAAACCACUGACCUUUUGAUUAGUAGCUGAGGUCUGUCAAUACUGUUCAUAUUUUUUAGGUGGAUUAACACUUAGAGGGUUAGAUCCUACUAGACACUCAGAUGCCAUGUGUCUUAGUUAUCUAGUGCUGCUAUAACAGAAAUACCACAAGUGGAUGGCUUUAACAAACAGAAAUUCAUUUUCUCAGUUUAGGAGGCUGGAAGUCCGAAUUCAGUGCUGGCUUUAUGGGAAGUCUUUCUCCCUGUGCUGGCUCUGGAGGAAGGUCCUUGUUUCUUUAGCUUCUGCUUCUUGGCUCCUUGGCGAUCUCUGUGUGUCUUGGCAUCUGUCUCACCCCAUCUCUCUUCUGCUUGCUUGUUUAAUCUCUUUUAUAUCUCAAAAGAGAUUGAUUCAAGAUACACCCUACACUCAUCCUGCCUAAUUAACAUAACAAAGAUAACCUAUUCCCAAAUGGGAUUAUAACCACGGGCAUAGAGGUUAGGAUUUCAGCACGUAUUUUGGGGGGACGUAAUUCAAUCCAUAAUACCACGGAAGGAGAUAAUGGCUAUAAAAGUACUUAAUGAAUUGUAAAGCGUAGGGUGGUAUUAUCGUUGUACCAUACUUCCCCGGAGUGUUCUGAUUAUCACCUCCAUAGUGGUAUUUCGUCUUGCUCUGUGUCUCUUCUGAAUCAUGGUUUAUGUACUUGUAAAGUGUCAGGAAGCUAUAGCAACCAGUUUGCCAUCAAGUCAGCUCCAACUCAUUGCGACCCCAUGUGUGUCAGAGUAGAACUGUGCUCCAUAGGGUUUUCAAUGGUUGUGACCCUUUGCAAGUAGAUCAGCGGGUCUGUCUUCUGAGGCACCUCUGGGUAGAUUCACACUGCCAAACUUUGGUUAGUAGCUGAGCACUUAACUAUUUGUGCCACUCAGAAACAACAUAGCAACAGUGGUUCUUCAUUGGAGUGUGUGUGUGUGUGAAAGAACCAGAGAGAGAGAUUUUGCCUUCUGGGAGACAUUUGGCAAUGGCUGGAGACAUUUUUGAUUGUCACAACUGCAUGUAGUGGGUAGAAGCCAGAGAUGCUGCUAAACAUCCUGUAAUGCACAGGACAGGCCUUCACAACAAUCUGGCUCUAAAUGUUUGUAGUGCUGAGAGACCCUGGACUAGAGCUUGAGAUCUGGAAUGAGGAUAGACCUGUGUUAGCAUCUGGUACCAACUGGAGAGAUAGUGUGGAAUUAAAUUAAAUGAGAUCAUCUAUAUGAAGUACUUAGCAUGCAGCAGAGUACCCAAUAUAUGGUAACUCUUAGUCUUAUUAAAAAAACCUGUCACUGUCGAGUCGAUUCCAACUCAUAGCAACCCUAUAGGACAGAGUACAACUGCCCCAGAGGGUUUCAGGGAGCAGCUGGUGGAUUUGAAUUGCUGACCUUUUGGGUAGCAGCCGAGCUUAUAGCUACUGCGCCGCCAGGCAGGGAUUAAGUGUUAGGCUGCUAGCCAAAAGGUCGGCAGUUUGAAUCCACCAGCUGCUCCUUGGAAACCCGAUGGGGCAGUUCUGCUCUGUCCUGAAGGGUUGGUAUGAGCUGGAAUUGACGCAAUGGGUUGGGUUUUUGGUUUUCUGAGUCUUAUGACCGGUAAGUAGAUCUGGGUCAAAAUCUAGGCAUUAUGCUUUAAACAGGAGUCUUUUGGAGCACAAAUGAUGAAGUGCUUAACUACUAACUGAAAGAUUGGCUGUUUGAACCUGCCCAGAGGAGUUGGAAAGAAAGGCCUGGCGAUCUGCUUCUGAAAGGUCACUCAGAGCCUUGAAAACCCUAUGGAGUGCGGUUCUACUCUGCAAUACAUGGGGUCACCACGAGUCAGAAUAGAUUCCAUGGAAACGAGUUUGUUUGCUAGUUUUAUGCUUUAAACAGACACUGAAUGACUUUUUUAAACUGUUAUGUGGAGAAACCCUGGUGGCGUAGUGUUUAAGUGCUACAGCUGCUACCCAAGAGGUCAGCAGUUCGAAUCCGCUAGGCGCCUCUUGGAAGCUCUAUGGGGCAGUUCUGCUCUGUUCUGUAGGGUUGCUAUGAGUCGGAAUAGACUCGACGGUAGUGGUUUUUUUUUUUUUUAUGUGGAGAAACAGUCCAGGUUUCUUGAUCCCAUCUGUCAUGGAUUGAAUUGUGUUACCCCAAAAUAUGUGUCAACUUGGUUAGGCCAUGAUUCCCAAUAUUGUGUGGUUGUCCUCCAUUUUGUGAUUGUGAUUUUGUGUUAAAGAGGAUUAGGGUGGGAUUGUAACACCCUCACUCAGGUUACAUUCCUGAUCCAAUGAAAAGGGAGUUUCCCUGGGGUGUGGCCUGCACCACCUUUUAUCUUACAAGAGAUGAAAGGAAAUGGAAGCCAGCAGAGACGUGGGGACCUCCUACCACCAAGAAAGCAGUGCGGGGAGCAGAGCACGCCCUGGGGUUCCUGCACAGAGAAGGUCCUAGUCCAGGGGAAGAUUGAUGAGGAGGACCUUCUUCUGGAGCCGACAGUUGCUCUGGAGCGGAUGCCCUGAAUUUGGACUUCUAGCCUACUAGACUGUGAGGAAAUAAAUUUCUCUUUGUUAAAGCCAUCCACUUGUGGUGUUUCUGUUAUGGCAGCACUAGAUAACUAAGACACCAUCCUUGUGCCCAGUAGUAGGGCAGGGACAUAGACUUAGAGGCUCUGAUGUACAUCUGUAGUUCAUUAUGUAUUCUGACUCAGGUUCUGCCCUGGCUCUUCCAGGAAGCUGAGUGUAGGCUGCAGAUCACUCCAACCAAGUGUACAGAGCAGUCCCCGGCUUCUGUCCUGUAGAGAAAAAGGGAGCUGAGGAUGGAGGAGAUUUCUGUCCCAUCUGGGCCACACCUGAAAGGAGAGGAAGCCCGAGUCAGGCAUCCCCCUCUGACAGAGCUCAUCACCCAGGCUUCAGCAGUUUCUACUCAGGCCCCUGUCUCCCAAAAACCCAUUGCUAUCGAGUUGAUUCUGACUCAUGGUGACCCUGUAGGACAGAGUAGAAUUGCCCCAUAGGGUUUUCCAGGCUCUAGUCUUUACAGAAGCAGACAGCCACAUCUUUCUCCUAUGAGCAGCUGGUAGAUUCAAACCAAUGACAUUUGGUUAGCAGCUGAGCAUUUUAACCACCACGCUUUAACCAGGGCUUUGAACCAGUUCAGUUGUGGCCGAUGAAACGAAAUCGGAACAGACCCGAAUUUUUAAAAUUUAGAUGAAGUGAAACGAUAACCGGAACGGGAAAAAUUAUGGGUCGAAACCCUGGAAUGGUAGACUCAGAAGAGGUGUAGUGAGCCCUUUCAGGAGCCUGAUACUUGAGAUUGGAUUAUUGCCAGGACUGAGGAAAGCAGCACACAUUGAAAGUGGCACAGUUGGCCUCCAUCUUUGAGCAGGGCACCCAGUUUUUGACUCGCCCAUCAAGAGAUUUGGUUGCUAUGCAACGCGCAUACCGCCCUUAUUUUCUAAGUGGGAAAUCAAGUUUCUAGGAGGGCUUCAAUCCUUAAUAUUUCCCAUUCCGGUUAUUUUUCUGCUUCACCUACAUUUUUAAAAUUUAAGUCAGUUUGGGUUUCGCCUCAUCAGCCACAACUGAACCCAGAAGAACCGAUUUGAAGUUCUAGUUUUAACCACUGUGCCACCAGGGCUCUUUCAGGCCCUUGUCUAUACUUGGUUAAAGCUUCCUGUGCUGUGUGAACAGGCAGGGAGGUCUGGCAGUUUCUCUUUGCUUUUUCUUAGCUCCUCCUCCUCAAGCAAAGAAUUUUUGCAGGGGCCCCUUCACUUUUAACAAAAUAUUCCAAAUCGACUUCAGUUUUGCUCUGCAUGGGAUUACCCGGCCAUCUGGGAGAAGGAAGGGGGCCUCCCCUAACACCCGUGCUCCACUUUGACCUUCAUUCCUUCUGUGUUUUCUUCAUGAAGACUGGAGCCACGAGUGAGUAAUCAGCUCACAGUAACCAGCAGUUCUUCAGGGAAUGGCGCAAAUGCCAGGAGCAGAGAGUGCUUAAGAGACAGGGUUGUAAAAUAAAGCAGUGGUAUUUUAGCUGUGAGCUAGAAGCCAUUAGCACUGUGGUUCUCAACCCUGGCGGUGCAAUAGCAUCACCUGGGGCUGUCUCAGAAUGCACCGCCCCACCCCACCCCAAAGCAUUAAUUCAAUAUCAGAAUUCUUAAAUGCUCCUCAGAGAUUCUGAUUUCCCGUGAGAGUUGAGGAUUGAGGACCACUGCCUUCUUGGGUUGUGGAAUCAAUGACCUGCUUUAAAAAAAGAACUACCAAAUAAAAAAAUCAAAGUGGUAUAAGUAUUUUGUCAAACUUUUGUUUGGUUGCUGAGUGUUUGCUAGAUGGCGAUGUAAAGCAUAUUUCUUCUAACAGUUUGCAGGCAAAAAAGUUUGAAAAACGAUGUUUUAGAGCCUUGUUGUUAGUUGCUGUUGAGUUGGCCCCUGAUUCAUGGCAACCCUAUGCACAAGGGAAUGAAACACUGACCUGUCCUGCACCAUCCCCAUAAUCAGUUGUGGAUCACACUGUUGUAAUCCGUAGGGUUUUCACUGGCUGAUUUUCAGAAGUAGAUUACCAGGCCUUUCUUCCUAGUCCUACUUAGUCUGAAAUUUCCUCUGCAACCUGUUCAGCAUGACAGCAACAUGCAGGCUUCCACUGACAGGUGGUAGCUGUACGUGAGGUAUAUUGGGAGGUAGUCAAAUCCAGGUCUCCCACAUGGAAGGCGAAAAUUCUACCAAUGAACCACUACUUCCCCCUUUUAGAGCCUUAAACCAAAAAAAAAAAAAAAGACCAUUGUUAUUGAGUCAGCCUCUUAGAUGUAGAGUAGAACCACGCCCCACAGGGUUUUAAAGGUGUGACCUUUUGGAAGCAGAUUGCCAGGCCUUUGUUUUGAAGCCCCUCUGGGUGGUUUCAAAUUGCCAACCUUUCUGUUAGUAGUCAAGCGAUAACCAUUUGUGACACCCAGAGACCCCUUUUAGAGCCUUAUUGUUGUUGUUGUGUGCCAUCAAGUUGAUACUAACUUGAACCUUCCAAAACCAAAUCAAACCUGUUGCUGCCGCGUUGAUUACGACUCAUAGCAACCCUAUAGGACAGAGAGGAACUGCUCCAUAGGGUUUCCGAGGAGCGGCUGGUGAAUCCGAGCUGCUGAUCUUUUGGUCAGCAGUCAAGCUCAUAACCACUACGCCACCAGGGCUCCGAUUAUUAUGAGUAAAUUUAUCUUACUGAGCAUUUUUUGCGUGUACAUCUGCUGGACAAUUUUCAAAGUGCUUUUUAUAUAUCCUGUCAAAUACAACUUUUGCAACAUCCUAAAAAAAAAAUUUUUUUUUUUUUUAUGAUGCAUGCAAGGGAGAUAUCUUACUGAUUGUUUGCAUAUGAAAGAAACUUGAGGUUUGGGAGGGUAAGAAAUUUGCCCAAAAUCAUAAUGAGAAAAUGGCAAAACAGGGCCUAAAACCCAGGACUUUUGAUUACUGCUCCAGGGCUCUGGCUGUCCCAUCUUUGGUUCUUCAGAUGCAGUAGACCCUGUGAGAAGAAAGGCGACUGCAAACCGAAGCAUGAGUCUGACUUAAGCAUUUUAAAAAUAAUAAUUACUGACUGAACACUUACUAGUGUCAGGGAAUUUAUUUACAUUACCCCCAUUUAAUUCUGAGAACAACCCUAUGAGAUAGGUACCAUUAUCAGCCCCAUUUCAAAGAUGAGGAAACUAAGGUGCAGAGAGAGGUUGUGACUUGCCCAAGGAGCAGAGCUGGGCUCUGACGGCAAAGCCCGAGUUCUUCAUCUGUGCUCUGUAUUGUCCCAGUACUAAUCUGUUGGCAUAUCUCUAGGUUCCCGAUGCCUAUCUCUAGGAGCAGUUUAAGUAGCAGUGUAAUAGCCCUAGUACCUGUAGCUUUUACUCAGCUUUCCUUGUGUGUAUGGCGGGAACCCUCCGUCUCCCAGUGGAUUAAGGGAGGAAAGCCUUCUCUGCUGCCUAGAUUUACUUUAUGGGGCUCUAUUUAGGAUGUUUAUGAUAUCUCACGGUGAAUUGCUGAAAUUCUUGGUAUGGUCUGGGUAGUCAAGGCUGAGAAAGAAGUUGAACAAUAAUCCUUGUGAAAUGAGAUCUUGCAGGCCUUCCCAGUGGUCUGGGAACUAAAGGCUGCCUUGCUCAUUUGUUCGUUCAUUCAUUCGUUCACUAAAUAUUUAGGGCUUAUCAGACGCCAGGAUCUAUGCUAAAUCCUGGGAGAGAAUAACCAAAACAACUGAACCAUUGCCGUCAGGUCGAUUCCGAUUCAUAGCGACCCUAUAGGACAGAGUAGAACUGCCCUAUAGAGUUUGCAAGGAGCAGCUGGUGGAUUUGAGCUGCCAGCCUUUUUGGUUAGCAGCAGAGCUCUUAACCACUGUACCAUCAGGGCUCCUGGAAAAAGAGUAAAUAAUAACCAAAAAUACAAUACCUGCCCUUACGGAAGUUGCAGUUUCGAGAUACGUUUUAGAGAUGACAUCCCCUUCAGAGAUGGAUAGGGAAAGCUUUUUUAUCAUGGCUUCCCAAUGCCAGCGUACAGGGUUAAGAUCACAAGCCCAAAGCAAGGCUCAGACCACGUGUAAAUAGGAAGGCACUAGUUGGUUACUGUCUUAGACUGGGCUCUCUAGAGAAGCAAAACCAGUGAAGCGUAUAAAUAUGUGUUGUUGUUAGGUGCCAUCAAGUCGGUUCCGACAUAUAACGACCCUGUGCACAACAGAACAAAACACUGCCCAGUCCUGAGCCAUCCCUACAAUCGUUGUUGUACUUGAGCUCAUUGUUGGAGCCACUGUGUCAAUCCACCUCAUUGAGGGUCUUCCUCUUUUCCACUGACCCUGUACUCUGACAAGCAUGAUGUCCUUCUCCAGGGACCGAUCCCUCCUGACAACAUGUCCAAAGUGUGUAAGACACAGUCUCGCCAUCCUUGCUUCUAAGAAGCAUUCUGGUUAUACUUCUUCUAAGACAGAUUUGUUAGUUCUUUUGGCAGUCCAUGGUAUAUUCAAUAUUCUUCACCAACACCACAAUUCAAAGGCAUCAGUUCUUCUUUAGUCUUCCUUAUUCUUUGUCCAGCUUUCACAUGCAUAUGAUGCGAUUGAAAAUACCAUGGCUUGGGUCAGGCACACCUUAGUCUUCAAGGUGACAUCUUUGCUCUUCAACACUUUAAAGAGGUCUUUUGCAGCAGAUUUACCCAACGCAAUGCGUCUUUUGGUUUCUUGACUGCUGCUUCCAUGGCUGUUGAUUGUGGAUCCAAGUAAAAUGAAAUCCUUGACAACUUCAGUCUUUCAUGAUGUUGCUCAUUGGUCCAGUUCUGAGGAUUUUUGUUUUCUUUAUGUUCAGGUGCAAUCCAUAUUGAAGGCUGUGGUCUUUCAUCUUGAUUAGUAAGUGCUUCAAGUCCUCUUCACUUUUAGCAAGCAAGGUUGUGUCAUCUGCAUAAUGCAGGUUGUUAAUGAGUCUCCCUCCAAUCCUGAUGCCCUGUUCUUCUUCGUAUAGUCCAGCUUCUCGUAUUAUUUGCUCAGCAUACAGAUUGAAUAGGUAUGGUGAAAGAAUACAACCCUGACGCACACCUUUCCUGACUUUAAACCAAUCAGGAUCCCCUUGUUCUGUCCGAACAACUGCCUCUUGAUCUAUGUACAGGUUCCUCAUGAGCACAAUUAAGUGUUCUGGAAUUCCCAUUCUACGCAAUGUUAUCCAUAAUUUGUUAUGAUCCACACAGUCGAAUGCCUUUUCAUUGUCAAUAAAACACAGGUAAACAUCCUGGUAUUCUCUGCUUUCAGCCAGGAUCCAUCUGCCAUCAGCAAUGAUAUCCCUGGUUCCACGUCCUCUUCUGAAAACCAGCCUGAAUUUCUAGCAGUUCCCUGUCAAUAUACUGCUGUAGCCAUUUUUGAAUGAUCUUCAGCAAAAUUUUGCUUGCGUGUGAUAAUUAAUGAUAUUGUUCUAUAAUUUCUGCAUUCGGUUGGAUUGCCUUUCUUGGGAAUAGGCAUAAAUAUGGAUCUCUUCCAGUCAGUUGGCUAGGAAGCUGUCUUCCAUAUUUCUUGGCAUAGACAAGUGAGCACCUCCAGUGCUGCAUCUGUUUGUUGAAACAUCUCAAUUGAUAUUCCAUCAAUUCCUGGAGCCUUGUUUUUCGCCAAUGCCUUCAGAGCAGCUUGGACUUCUUCCUGCAGCACCAUUAGUUCCUGAUCAUAUGCCACCUCUUGAAAUGGUUGAACAUCGACUAAUUCUUUUUAGUAUAAUGACUGUGUAUUCCUUCCAACUUCCUUUGAUGCUUCCUGCAUCGUUUAAUAUUUUUCCCAUAGAGUUCUUCACUAUCGCAACUUGAGGCUUGAAUUUUUUCUUCAGUUCUUUCAGCUUGAGAAACACCAAACAUGUUCUUCCCUUUCGAUUUUCCAUCUCCAGCUCUUUGCACAUGUCGUUAUAAUACUUUACUUUGUCUUCUCGAGACACCCUUUGAAAUCUUCUGUUCAGUUCUUUUACUUCAUCAAUUCUUUCUUUUGCUUUAGCUGCUCGAUGUUCAAGACCAAGUUUCAGAGUCUCCUCUGACAUCCAUCUGGGUCUUUUCUUUCUUUCCUGUCUUUUCAAUGACCUCUUGCUUUCUUCAUGUGUGAUGUCUUGAUGUCAUUCCACAACUCAUCUGGCCUUCGGUCACUAGUGUUCGAUGUAUCAGAUCUAUUCUUGAGAUGGUCUUAAAUUCAGGUGGGAUAUACUCAAGGUCAUAUUUUGGCUCUCGCGGACUUGCUCUGAUUUUCUUCAGUUUCAGCUUGAACUUGCAUAUGAGCAAUUGAUGGUCCGUUCCAUGGUCGGCCCCUGGGCUUGUUCUGACUGAUGAUAUCGAGCUUUUCCAUCAUCUCUUUCCACAGAUGUAGUCAAUUUGAUUUAUGUGUGCUCCCUCUGGCGAGGUCCAUGUGUAUAGUCGCCAUUUAUGUUGGUGAAAGAAGGUAUUUGCAAUGAAGAAGUCAUUGGUCUUGCAAAAUUCUAUAUAUAGGGAGGGGGAUUUAUAGCAAGGAAAUGGCUCAUGCAGUUGUAGAGGUUGGAAUGUCCCAAGUCCAUGGGUCAGGAUGGAGGCUUCUCCUGAUUCACAUAGCAGCAGGGGCUGGCGAACUCAAGAUUGGCAGGUCAGAGGACAGGGCUCUUGCUCAUAGUCUGUGAAGAUUGAGAAUCCAAAGAUCAAUGAAUCCCAAGAUCAGCAGGCAAGACUGCAGGUCAGGCAAACAGGAGCCAGCUGUAAGUUCCAGAGUGAGCAAACACCCACUAACCUUGCCAGGAAUGUCCAUCUACAUUCAGUGUAGGCCACAUGCCCAAGGAAACUCCCCUUCAACUGAUUGGCUACUCACAGCAGAUCCCAUAAUGGAGGUGAUAACAUUAUAUCAAAUUUCAUCAUAGAAGUAAUCACAAUAUCAUAGGACUGCCAAACUACAUCAUAACUGCCAAACCACUGAAAAUCGUGGCCCAGCCAAGCUGACAUACAAUCUUAACCAUCACAGUUACCUACUCAGAAGUUUUUAAGAAUUAGACUUCAUGUUAUCUCACAUGGUGUUCAGAAAUGAUGCUUUCCCAAAGAUAAGGAAGUCACCCUCUGCUCUAAGUCAACUGAAUUGGAGGAUCAGGUUGAGGUAAGCCUUGGACUUAAAGAAGAUUUUCUUGGUAUGUAUGGGGGAGUGCAGUACUAUGCCUCAGUUUCUUCAUUGUAAAGUGGGGAAUAAUAAGGUAUUGAAUUAAUACAUGUAAAUGCUUGGGACAGUGCUUGACACAUGUCAAUUGCUCAAUAAAUGUUAUGUGUUAUGAAAUAUUGUUAUUAUUAGAGACCUCUAAAAUUUUUCUGGAAAGAAGCAGUCGGGAAUAGUGGUCUUUGUAUUGACCCUGAGUUCUAAAGCAAAUUACAGAAGGCGGAGACUAUUGCACAUUUAGCAAAACCCAAGAAGAGUUCUUUCUGUUGUUGUCAAGCUGUCUAGGUAGCUUAUGAACUAUUCCUAUUUUUCUGUUCAAGGAGGAUUCAGAACCUUAUCAAAGCAAUAUUUGUUGAAUGACUGAAUUAAUUAUAAUGAUGGUGAAUGUUAAUAUAUAAUAGAAAUAAUGAGAGAAUUCAGGUUUCAGGAAGAGUACAUCUAGAGAAGAACUAAGGCUAGCUCAUAGCCUUUUCUAGGCUGACCUGGUUCCUGGCUUUAACCAAGCCCCAGUUCCUAGCACUGUAAGAAUUUGAGGGAGACUAGAGCUAAGGGGAAACCCUGGUGAUAUAGUGGUUAAGUGCCACGGCUGCUAACCAAAAAGUCAGCAGUUCAAAUCCACCAGGCGCUUCUUGGAAACUCUAUGGGGCAGUUCUACUCUGUUCUUUAGGGUUGCUAUGAUUGGAAUCGACUCAAUAGCAGCAACGGGAAUAGAGCUAAGGUUAAGGAGCCUUAGUGGUCCAGUGGUUAAGUGCUUGGUUGCUAACCAAAAGGUCAGUGGUUCAAAUCCACCAGCCACUCUGUGGGAGAACGUAGCAGUCUGCUUCCAUAAAGAUUGCAGCCUUGGAAACCCUAUGCAGCAGUUCUGCUCUAUCCUGCAGGGUUGCUACGAGUCCAAAUUGACUCAAUGGCAGCGGGUUUGAUUUUUGGUUCUUGGAGCCCAGGUUAUUGGUUAAGAGAUUUUUGUUGGUUUUGUGAUACAGCUAGGAGUAGGAACAGUGACAUUUAUCAUACCAGGGUCAUGUAUCCAAGAUUAAGAAGAAUAUGGAGUCACAGAGUAGGUAAUUAGGUGCUUUUUGUCAACGGCUUGGAACUAGGUAUUCUUCCUAUCAUUAGCACCUGCACUUUUGAGUUCAAGAAACUAUCCAAGAAACUUAAGGUAAAAGUCUAUAAACAGGAAAUUGGAAGAGGGCUAGAUUUACCCAAACCAGUUGAGGCUGGAAUUAAAACACACACACACACACACACACUGCUGAAUAUUGCCUGUAGAUCAAUACUUUUGUGAGAAAAGAAACUCUCUCUUGAUGAAAACUAUCUUCUCAUUUUCUCCUUAAAUUCACUCAUUCUAAAGAGAAUUGGUAAAGUUGUAUAAAAUACUGAAGAAAAGGUUGCAUAAUGUAAAAUCAAUGGUGGAGUCUAAUGACUCUUGAAUUAGGAAAUUUAUAUUCAUCAUGAUAUAUUUAAGUCCAUCCAAAAAAUUCAUUCCAGGAGUCCCAUUUUAGCUUUCCUAUUCCUGCAUUUAAGCAAGAUAAAGGCAUUAAUGUUAUUCCCUUGAGUUGCAGGGACCCAGAGCAUUUGAGAAAGUGGAAUCAGUCCAUUUCAUGCUUGGGCUAUUGUUGGAAUUGGCUGCAGUACUAGAAUGUGACCCAGACAGACUGAGGUAGAGUCCCAAGAAUGUCAUUGAAAUGGAGUAGCAUUUCGCAGGGCUUUGAAUCAGUUCUUACUGCUUCAGUCAUGGCUAAGGAAGCAAAACUGGAACAGACCCAAAUUUUUAAAAUUUGGGUGAACCGGAAUGGGAAGAAUUAUAGGUUGAAGCCCUGCUAGAACCUAAUCUCCCUUUUAGAAAACAAGGGCAGCAUACUCGUUGCAUAGUAAUCAAAUCUCUUGCUUGUUGGAUUUUGAGAAGUGUUGAAAACAUUGGUUCCCUGCUCAGAAAUGGCACAGCUUUGAAUGUGUGUUGUUCUCCACAAUCCUGCCGAUAAUCCAAUCUCAUGCCUCAGACUCCUGAAAGGGCUCGCUCACUGUACGUCUUCCAAGUCUCCCAUUCCAGGGCUUCAACCCAUAAUUUUUCCAAUUCCAGUUAUUGUUCUGGAUCACCCAAAUUGUAAAAAUUCAGGUCUGUUCCGGUUUCUCUUUGUUAGCCAUGUGUGAACCACUUCAAACCAGUUUGAAGCCCUGGCAUUUCAGGAAGGUGGAAACUGAUUGAUCAAAUCUGGAUUUAGUGAAGAGGCUCAGGUUAGUUCAUGAAGGGGCAUAGGCAUUUUUGGGAUUGUCUGACAUUUUUUUUUUCCUCUUUAAAACACACUGAAGGAUGACUUUGUUUUUGAUGAGUUAUAUCCCAGAAAGUAAUGUUACCUUCUGAACUCCUGCUGUCAGCUCACAGGACCCCUGACAAUUGUCUAUCUCAGUUGGGACAUGAGUAUUUUAGAUCUUUGCAGCUGAAGAGUCAUGACAAAGGAGCACUUGAGGAAGAGGGAGAAAAAGGAAGUAGAUGUUCUUGGGGCGUAAACUGAAUCAUCAUUUUUGGGCUGUGAUUCUACCAUAGCAGCAAGAGGUGUGGCUCACAGUGAGCAAUCUGUCAGUUCAUCUAUAAGGACCUUUUUUUUUUUUUUUAACCACUUAGUAAGUGCCUAACACUGUGCUAGACACUUGGAGGGAUACCAGAGAAGCAUAAACCAUGGUUUUUGUGUUUAAGGAAAAUAUUUGGAAACCCUGAUGGGGGAGCAGUUAAGAGCUACGGCUGCUUACCAAAAGGUUGGCAGUUCGAAUCCACCAAGUGCUCUUUAGGAACCAUGCGGGGCAGUUCUACUCUUGUUCUAUAGGCUUGCUAUGAGUCGGAAUCGACUCAACGGCAACAGGUUUUAUAAUAUAUUUGAAAAAAAAAAGAUAUUUGAAGCAUCAAUUUUUUUUCACACAAAAGAGAAAGAAAACUUCAGACCAUUUAUAAUUAUGUGCUGAGCCGUGAAACACUGGUAUUAGGUGCGGUGCCAUUCAGUUUAGAAAAGCGAGAUGUCAAUAUGAACUCUUGUGGUCGGAGUGUAAUUCAGUAAAAACAACCUGAGAUCUUAAGGGAGGAAUAACUGUUAGAUAGGUAGACAUUUCUGAUGGGAGAAAUAGCUUAGGCAACAGCACAGCAGCAAAUAUCAGAAAGGCAUGUGUGUGUGUGUGUGUGUAAGGCCCAGAGGAAAUCCACUCAGUCCUGCUUCAUUUUUCUUCAUAUCGUGUGGUGCCACUGCACAUACAUUUGUUUACAGUCUUUCUUUUCUGCACGGGAGCUCCGUGGUAAGCUGCAUAAGGAAUACGUGGGGCAGGAUUUCAGAUCUAGAUUGCCUGUUUGUUGCCUUAGAGAAAGAAAAAGGAAAUUCAUUCACUAAAAAAUAUUUUUCAAGAGCAUAACUAUGUGCUUGACUCAGUUCUAAGUGUUGGAGGUACAGAAGUGAAUAAGAGUCCUGCCUUCAUGUAACAUACAUUCUCUUGGGGGAAGACAGAUGAUAAAUGAGUAAAUCCCGAAAUAAAUAUAUAGGUAGUGGUAAAUGCUAUGAAGAAAAAUAAAUUAAGAGAAGGAGAAAGAAAGUGCCUGUCUUAGCUAAGGUGAAGGAUAAGAAAAUUUUUAGAUUAGCCCUUUACUUCACUGGAUUAACCUGGAUUACCAGUUGCCAGGGAAAAUAACCAAAUCCCACUUCGCAUACUAACUGAGUGGAAGAAUCAAAUUCCACUUUUCACUUCUCUGCCACUGCUGUUUUGAUACCAACUGUACAUGCAGCACCUCUUCCACUGGCCCUAACCGCCUGGAGCUAGGACAGACUUCACAAGUUAAAGGACACAGUCUUCCAGACUGCAAGCUCUGCCAAGACCUCAGAUUACACAAGCCUGGAGCCCACACGCCACCCUCACUUCUGACCUGCUGGCUACAAAUUCAGGGUUUUCCCAUUACUCCUUCAGGAUACCAACCAUAAGCUCAGGGGCCCCCAGAACCUCCCUCUUCUGACCUACUGGCUCCCAGUACUCCUUUGGGUUCAGUAAUUCUCUAGUAUCACUCACAGAACUCAUGAAAGCACUGUACUUAACAAUUACAAGGAUACAAAUGAAGAGACAUAUAGAGCAAGGUCUAGGGGGGUUCCCGAUGCAGAGCUUCCAUCUUAAAAAGGGACAUGUUACCCUCCCAUGGGCAUAGAUGUCUAUCACCAAGCAGGAGGCACUUGGAGCUUCUGUGCCCAGAACAUUUAUUGGGGGUCAUUAUGUAGUCGUGAUUAGUUGAUUAACCCAUCUCUGCUGAGGUCAACUGAUGUCACCAGGUGCUCUUUCUGGACUGGCUAUCCCCUACCUGAGGCAGCUAAUCACCGUACCUCAGGUGUAGCCUGGAGGCCUCAUUAAAAGACAUUUAUGAUCACUGGAGAAAUUCCAAAUUUUUUCACAGGAACCAAGGACAAAGACCAAAUUCUUUCGUAAAAUUAACGUAAACCCCACACCACAAGAGUUUUUGCUCAUGGAGUUUUACCUUUAUUUUUUAGUUAUCUUAGCCAUAGAUCCUCUCAGCGAUGUACCUAGUGCUCAUUUAGCAAGCAUUUCACAAUAGUAAUAAAAAUGGCCCUGCUACACUUGAAUUGGGCCGCAUUUUUCCACCUUGCUUUUUACAUAUGUGUGUAUGUGUGUGUAUUUAUGUGCAUAUAUACAUAAUUUGGUUGGUGUUGAGAAUAUACACAGCAGAAGAUACUCCAGUUCAAUUUCUACAUGUACGCUUCAGUGACAUUCAUUGCAUUCUUUGGGUUGUGCAGCCAUUCUCUUCUUCCUUUUCCGAAUUGUUCCUCCCCCAUUAACAUAAACUCAACUGUCCUCUAAGUUUUAUGUCUAAUCUUUUGAGCCUUGCUUUUUGUUUUGCAAUUUUUUUUUUAAUUGAAAAGGUUAUUGUCAAGACAUGUACUGCAGAAGAAAUGUGAAUCACAUGGGAGAGACGUGUAGGUGCUAAUGAAGUGAUAGGUACCCCUGUUCAUUGACUCUGUGGAGAAGAUUGAGUGCAGAUGCAUCAAAAUGUUACCACGUGAAGGAGAAAGUAACUAAUAAACUGUUUUCAUUACGUGCUAAGCUGUAAUAUAUCUCAUAACCCAGAGAACCACUGGGUCUAAAUAUCAGCCAAAUUGCAAAGACAGUAAUAAUAAUACACCCCUGUGUCCUUAAAGGCAUACGGAGACAUAGAAUAGCUGUGUAUAUUGAGCAAUUGCAAUGCGACAGACAUUGUGCAAGACAUUUCACUUGCAUUAUCUCUGAUCCUUGGCAACAGCAAAUUCCUGCAGAUACCCUGCAAAUACCAAGGAGGGAGAUACUACCCCAGUGUACAAAUGAGAAAACAGAUGAAGUAGCUGGCCCAAGGCCGUUACAGUUAGUAUCAGAGCUGAGAUGACAGUAGAUUUCUUGUUUCUGAGACGACAUGGGGUAAAAAAUUCAGCGAUUCUGGUUUAUUUAUAGGCUACCUUGGAGUGUACAUCAAGUCUGGAAUUGGUCCAGGGUGGGGCUUUCUGUCAGUCCAGCUCGGCAUCCUAUCUAAAGAAUUCUAGAAGUUGGGAGAUUCUAGGGCUAACUCUGAGUAUGUAACUGUUUCCCUGAACCCAUUGGAGGCAUAGAUUGUAAUGAGUGGUCCAUUAGCAUUUAUUUCAAUAUUUCAUAUGCCUACAAAAGCGAUCAGAAGCUAAAUAAUGAAUAAGGAAGACUGAAGAAGAAUUGAUGCAUUUAAAUUAUGGUGCUGGUGAAGAAUAUACCAUGGACUGCCAGAAGAACAGAAGAAUCUGUCUUAGAAGUACAGCUAGGAUGCUCCUUGGAAGCGAGGAUGGUGAGACUUGUUCUCAUAUACUUUGGACAUGUUAUCCAGAGGGACCAGUCCCUGGAAAAAGACAUCAUGAAUGGUAGAUGGUCAGCAAAAGAGAGGAAAACACUCAGUGAGAUGGAUUGACACAGUGGCUGAAACAAUGGCCUCAAACAUGGCAACAGUCCUGAGGAUGGCACAGGACUGGGCAGUGUUUCAUUCUGCUGUGCGUAGGGUCCCUAUGAAUCUGAACUGACUCGAUGGCACCUAACAACAACAACAAGAGGCGUAUGUUUGUGUGUGAAACAGCUGCAUAGGCCAUUAAAACUUGGAAGUGCUUUGCUUUUGCCUAAAGUGAUAUCAGCUCAGUUUGGAGCCACCUUCUAGCUGAUCUAAAGCUCAUUGAAAUUCUCUGAUUUGUGAUGGUGCGUAUCUGACUAAAAUAUAUGGGGAAAUUCAACUGAAGGUUCAUCUGUAUAUAUCCAGCCAACCAAAACCCAAACCCAGUGCCGUCGAGUCGAUUCCGACUCAUAGUGAUCCUACAGGACAGAGUAGAACUGCCCCGUAGAGUUUCCAAGGAACACCUGGCGGAUUUGAACUGCUGACCCUUUGUUUAGCAGCUGUAGCACUUAACCACUACGCCACCAGGGUUUCCUUCUGUAUAUAUACCUCACCCCAAAUUAUUCUGAAGCAAACCCAGACAUCAUAUCAUUAUGUGUAAAUAUUUCAGAAUGUAUUUUCAAAAGCUAAAGACUCUUAUUAUAUUCCUUAAACUUUCACACAACCCUAUUGGUGUUGUACGGUGCAGGUCACCAGGUCUUUCUUCUGUGGAACCUCUGAGUGGUUCCAUUUGCCAACAUUUCAGUUAGCAGCUGAGCACUUAACCAUCGUGCCACCAGGGCUCCUUAACAAUCCUAUUGGACAUGAUUUUAUCCCUGUUUUAGAGAUGAAGACAAUGAGACACAAGGAGGUUAAAUUACUUGCCCAUAGUCAGCCAACUUGUAGAUGGCAGAGUCAGGUUUCAAACCCAAGGUGCCUAACUCCAGAGCCCGUCCUGUUAACCACCAUACUAUAUGGUUUCCCCUGGACCCCUUUGCUGUAGCUGAUCCUGCACUACAGAAUUGGAUCCUGAGAGAAGAACAGAAAACUUCCAGGACGUGAGUGUGGAUUUCUGUGAAUUCAACCACCCUGUCCGUUGCUGCAGAUUGGCUCUAUUUCGGUACACAAGGAUGGAGUGGUUGUGAAAGGCCUGGAAUUAUCAUCUCCAGGAGUAAAGGGACCAAUCUGAAAUAUUAAUAGAUUCUAGUUGGGCUGCAAAACUGAUAAAGCAGUCACAUUAUUGUGAUAGUGUUUGAAAUGUUGGGGAAAUCAGCAAUGAAAAGGACAGGAAAUUUGGCUGUCAUUAAUAUAUGACUAUCAAGGGAAUGAAAAGGUUCUUUAAAGUGAAUUUUCAUUUGGUUUUUUCUUUUGGCAGAAUGCAUCUGAAUCUUCCCAUGGAGUCUUUUGAGUUUGUUUCUAGCACAGCUAAUUGUGUUUAUUUGUCUCGAGAAUCACAUGCUUGCCUCCUCUCCCUUGCCUUUUCUUAAGGUCUCUUGCCUGCUGUGUACUGCUUUUACUGCCAGAACGUUCUCCUCACCUGGGAGCCAGUUGGCUGACAACACAGAGUACGUGUUGGGAGGCCAGUGCUGCUGCUCCAGAGACCUGACCCGGCAUCUGGGAUCCAGGGGCACUCACAGGAGAGAGAGAGAGAGAGAUUAUAUAAGGUGGCUAAGAGAGGAGCCAUGUCUUUUGCCUUAUAUGCACCCUAUUUAGUCUAUCAUAGUGUUAAGAAGAGUGCAGAAAGCAAGUAAAUACAGUUGAUUCAUUGAUCAAGAGAGCUUUGCUAGUUCAAGAAAUUGAUCCUCCAUUUUUCCUAUCCAAAAAAAAAAAAAAAAGCAUCCCAUUGGCUUUUCUGCUUAGUAAUUUCCCUUUCUGUUGGGGUUACCACAUUAGCUUGAUUCUCAAACCUUAGUUUCUUUUCCCUUCCCCUUUACUGGCCCAGUGCCAUCACAGAAGCCAUAUAACUGCUGGAGACUACCCAGCUCCUUCUUAACCCUCAUACCUGUAGAGCACUAAAAAGCGGUACUUGUCAGGGUGCAGUUGAAGAAGAGACUAGAAAUUAUACCUUUACCCCUCUUUGGGAUGUGCCAGCGAGGACUUCGGUGUCCCUUUUAGGGAGCAUGUAUUUUCUUUGAACGUUUGUUGCAAAUAUUUUGAAAUAUUUUUUCAUUAUUGAUACAACUCCUGCUUUUUAAAAAGUCCAGUGGGAAAAGCACUGGACUGCAAGUCACUUAACUGUAGGAGUGUGAUCUCGGGGAUGGCAAAUACCUGGCUCUGUGCCACGGUUCCCUCAUGAGUUGUCUCUCACGAGCUUGUGUCAGACAUUCUAAAUCCAUCGCAGCACCUUUCCUUCUUUCCCUGGGAACUCCACAGAGACCUGGAAUGCCUCUCAAUGCAUUGAAUUGCUCCAGGAAGUUAUUAGUAAGCAGUAGAGAUCAGCAUGGAGAUUGAAAUCUAUUUGCCUUCACCAAAAUAAGUGGUCUCUGAAGCCCUUCCCACACUAAAGUUCCAUGAUCCUUCUUGCCAGCAGCCGCAUUAGAUCGAUAACAGCUAAGGGUAAGUGUUACCAUCCAAGGAUACUAAAUCCUUCCUGGAAAGCAGGUAACAAGGGGGAAAUGCUUUAAAAGCUGAUGAUUAGGGGAGGAUUUAGAGAUCAUGACUCAGUUCGGAGACGGUUAGUAUGGGCUUUACAUUAACUUUACUCAGAGAAUUUGGUCUUUGUCCUUGAUUUCUAAGAGAUAAAUUCUAAAACCUUGGAAUUUUUCCACCGAUCAUAAAAGUCUUCAGUGAGGGCUCCAGACCAUACCUAGCCCAACACGUUAUGCUAAUAUGUUGAUGGCACUUGGGUGAGGCUGGCCAGUCCAGAAAGACCCACCAAGUCAUAUCAACCUUGCCAUCACCUGUGGCCACCUCAUGCUAUCAGCUGACCUCAGGGGAGUGGGGCUGGAGUUUGUGUUACAUAAUGGACCCCUCACAAUAAAAGCUCUGGAUGUGGGAGCCCCAUGGGCUUCCUGACUGGUGAAAGACAUUGUUGCACGUCGUAGGGUAGUGUGUCCCUUUUUGUUGGGACGUGGAAGCUUUAUAUUGGGAACUCUUCUAGACCUCUUCUUUGUGCUAAUCCUGAUUGUAUCCUUUAUAAAGCUGUGUAAUUGUAAGUAUAACACUUUUCUUGAGUUCUAUGAGCCAUUCUAGCAAAUUGUUGAACCUGAGGGCAUACUGGGAGCCAGCAGGUCAGGAGUGAGGGGUGUGGGAACCCCUGAGCUUAUGGCUGGCAUCCUAAAGGGGUAGUGGGAAAACCCCAGAUUUAUAGCCAGCAGGUCAGAAGUGAGGGUGUUGUGGGGAGUCCCAAGUUUACAGCUGGUGUCUGAGGUUUUGGGCCCACUGGCAGUCUGGAGGACUGUGUCCUAUGACUUGCAAGGUCUGACCUCGCUCUGAGUGGUUGGGGUCAGAGGCAGAAGUACAGCUUGUGCAAUUGGUGUCAGAACAGAAGCGGAACAGAAUUGAGAAGUGGAAUUUCGUUUUUCCUGUCAGUUGGCUGCAUCCCUGCUCCGACCUGACCGUGUUGGGUUGACGGAGCCUGCCACAGCCAUGACGACCGCCAUCUUGGAGCGCCUGAGCACCCUGUCUGUCAGUGGCCAGCAGCUGCGCCGCUUGCCCAAGAUCCUCGAGGAUGGGCUUCCCAAGAUGCCUUGCACCGUACUAGAGACAGACGUGCCUCAGCUCUUCCGCGAGCCUUACAUCCACGCCGGCUACCGCCCGACAGGCCACGAGUGGCGCUACUACUUCUUCAGUCUCUUUCAGAAACACAACGAAGUGGUCAACGUCUGGACCCACUUGCUGGCGGCUCUGGCUGUCCUCUUGCGAUUCUGGGCCUUUGCAGAGGCCGAGGCCUUCCCAUGGACCUCCCCCCACUCCCUGCCCCUGCUCCUUUAUAUCCUGUCUUCAAUCACUUACCUCACAUUUAGCCUUCUGGCCCACCUGCUGCAGUCCAAGUCGGAGCUCUCUCACUAUACCUUCUACUUUGUGGACUACAUUGGAGUGAGUGUUUACCAAUAUGGCAGUGCCUUGGCCCACUUCUUCUAUAGCUCUGACCAAGCCUGGUAUGAACGGUUCUGGCUUUUCUUCUUGCCAGCAGCUGCUUUCUGUGGCUGGUUGUCUUGUGCCGGCUGUUGCUACGCCAAGUAUCGUUACCGGAGGCCUUACCCAGUCAUGAGGAAGAUCUGUCAAGUGGUACCGGCAGGGUUGGCCUUUGUCUUAGAUAUCAGCCCCGUGGCACACCGUGUGGCUCUCUGCCACCUGGCUGGCUGCCAGGAGCAGGCAGCCUGGUACCACACCCUCCAGAUCGUCUUCUUCCUGGUCAGCGCCUACUUCUUCUCCUGCCCUGUGCCUGAGAAGUAUUUCCCCGGCUCCUGUGACAUCGUGGGCCAUGGGCAUCAGAUCUUCCAUGCCUUUCUGUCCAUCUGUACGCUCUCUCAGCUGGAGGCCAUCCUCUUGGACUUCCAGGGGCGCCAGGAGAUCUUCCUGCUGCGCCACAGUCCCCUGUCCAUCUACAUGGCUUGCCUCUCCUUCUUUUUCUUGACUGCCUGCAGCGCUGCCACUGCAGCCUUCCUGAGGCACAAAGUCAAGGCCAGACUGACGAAGAAAGAUUCCUGAGGCUGGAGCAGUGUGUGGACGCGGCUUGUUGUGAUUUGGAGAAAACUUGAUGCAAUGAUAGGAGCUGAUGUUUUUAAGAGUUGGUUUUUAAAUGAAUGAUACUUAUCUCCAAGGACAUGCUAGGGCAGCAGUAUUGGAAAGCCAAAGGAUUCAAGAGUUUUGUUGUUGUCGAUAAUAAUAGGAGUAUUCUAUUUCCCUUCUGGGCCAUAGCCCUACAAAGGGCUGAGAUUCAUGGGACACCAAAUUAAGAAGAACCAUCAUUAUGCCUAAAAGCUUGGCAAAAUUCUGACCAUAGCCUCCAGGGGCAAGUCUAGAGCUGAAGUGAUAAUAGAAUUGGACUGGGAUGUAGGCAGCUGAUCCACACCCUAUUGGAAUGGCCAUCCUCCUGUGCUGACCUUGGUAGCUGAAUUAAUUGAUCUGAGGGCCCUAUUUCAUUUGGAUUUAAGAUUGUCCAUGGUAAAGAAGUCUGAAUCUUCAAGAUAAUUCGGUGAAAACCUUAGACCUAGUGAAUUACUCAGUUCAUCUGAUUUCUGGUCCCCCCUCUCGUCCACUGUUACACUGACCCUUUUCUCAAGAUGACCACCUGUCUGGCUGAUUUCUCUGAAGUGCUACCCACCUCCUAUUCCCACCUGUACCUUGCAUGGUACAUAAAAGAUUAAGAAGCAGUUAAAACUCUGGGAAAUGCUUGGAUCCAUGUGGACAUUCCAGAAGCUUGUUCUCAUAUAAUACUAAUGUAAACAGCACCAGGAAGCACAGUGCCAAGAGCCACCAGAAGGUCCAGCCAACAAGCUUAGAUACUGUUUGGUGUCAUGGGACCCUUUUGUUUUAUACCUGUGGACUGUAGGAUUACUUGAGUGCUAUUAGGGCUGCCUGUAGUGUAAAUCAGUUCUAAGGGCCACUCUAAAACCAGUUGUUGAGUUGAUUCCAAUUCAUGACGAGAGUCCUGAUUAUUUCAAGAGGAACCCAAAGUCCAGUCUCCUAAAUAGGUGAUAUCCCAUGAAGGACCCACACAGUUUCCCCAAGCCAGGGCCAGAUAGGCAGUCUGCCUCAACUUAGAGUUUAUUGAUUGUUGUUAGUUGCUGUUGAGUUGAUUCCAACUCAUGGGAACUCCAUGUGUGCACAGUAGAACUGCUCCCUGAGAUUUUCAAGGCUGUGAUCUUUUGGAAGCAUAUUGCCGGGCCUGUCUUCCAAGGCAUCUCUGGUUGGGUUCAAACCGCCAACCGUUCAGCUAGUUCUUGUCGUUGGGUGCCAUCGAGUCAAUUCUGACUCAUAAUGACCCUGUGUGACAGAGAACUGCCCCAUAGGGUUUUCUAGGCUGUAAUCUUUAUGGAAGCAGACUGCCAGGUCUUUCUCCUGGGGAGCCGCUGGGUGGGUUCCAACCACCAACCUUUAGGCUUAAUAGUUGAGUGUUUAACUGUGCCAUCUAAGGACUCCCAUCCUAGAGCAGAACCUCUAAAGUAAUCAAGCCCCAGGACAGGUGAGCUUGUGUGCUCUUUGUGGGAUGCCCCUGUGAAGGCCCCUCUGGGCCAGAAUGUGUGAACUGGGGGCACCCUGUAGCUGGAACCCUCUGUCCAGCAGCUUCUGUGGGGUAGAUGGUGUUUGGGCGUGAUGUGUUCUGGCCGUGCAGCCCUCCGUGAGGACUGUACUUCUGCACUGAUCCAGUAAAGGAGGCUAUGGAAAUAGAAGGGUUGUGGAUGCCUUCUCCUCAGAGGCAUAUACCUCCUGAAAGGUCCCCAUUUACUAAAAAGUGAAGUAGUGUAACUCUAGCUUGAUGAACAUUCUCUAUUACUAGGUUGCUUUGUUUUCUUCAAAUCUUUGCUUUCUUCCUCUCUCUGAUUCAUAUGUGGGUUUUGUGCCUUGUAAAUGGAAAUGUAUGAACACUGAAUAAUAUGGCCAUGUGGAAUUUUGUUUUUGGUUAUUGGAGUAUGAAAAAAUAGCCCAUUGUUUUCCAACUAGAGAAUGAAGGAAACUCCAGAAAGCCAGAAUUGCUUAGCAAAUCAAAAGGCCCUUUCAACUUGUAUUUUGGCCAAGUGGGGAAUGGGAAAAAGAUACUCAACUGAAGUCUUUCCUGUUAACUUUAUAUCAAGAAGGUGUGUAUUUUGUCAGCUACAUUGUUUUCCUAGAUGAAUUUCUCCGGUUCAUCCUCAAAUACCUGAACUUUUGUGCUACCCAGGUAUCUUACACACAAGCUUCUGGUGUCUAGGCCAAAUUCAUGGCAAGUAAAGUGAGCAAAAUGAACAAGGAAAUGGGGGAGUUGUGCAAACAUGUUGCAAGUAGACGGUCAAUUUAAAAUGGAAUGUAGAAAUUGUGAACAUUUUUGUCAUUAUGGAUUCAAAGAUUAUAUUCUUUUAAAAGUUGGACGGGAGAUACGAAGGAAGAGGGAAGGAGGGAGGUGUAAGUCAAGCUCUUGGAUAUAACUGUAGUGGCAAUGGUGGACAGAGAGCUUUAGGCCAAAUGCAGGUAUUUUUUAAAGGAGAGAAGAGGAGGUAGAGCAGUAAUCUUCAGAUGUGGUCCAUGGACCAGUGCCAGUCAGCAUGUGGUUAACACUAUGCAGAGAGAUAAGUUCAGAAAGUGAGACUUAAGCUUUUAGAUGUUGCCGUAAAAGUUUUAUUUUAGUUUACCCAAAUAUUGGUCGCUCCAGGGACUAAGAAUUAAAAGGUAACAAAAAACAGUUCUUCACCACAGAUACUUGAGAAGCAUUGAGUUAGGAAACUAUGAUAUGCUCUCAAAACAGCAGUAUCUCAUUAAAAACCAGUCAGACCAGUAGCUGUUGAGUCGAUUCUUGACUGAUGGCACCCCCAUGUGUGUCAGAGUAGAACUGUGCGCCAUGGAGUCUGCAAUGGCUGAUUUUUUCAGAGGUAGAUCUCCAAGCCUUUCUUCUGAGGCACCUCUGGGUGGGCUUGACCUUCCUACCUUUUGGUUAGCUAUUUGCACCACCCAGGAACUCUAAUAUCUCAUUAACCAAACCAGUGAAAUCAAACCCACUGCUGUUGAGUUGAUUGGGACUCUUAUUGACCCUAUAGGACAAAGUAGAGCUGCCCCAUAGGGUUUCCAAGGCUGUAAAUCUUAAUGGAAGCACACUGCCACGUCUUUUUCCCGUGGGGCACCUGGUGGGUUCAAACCACUAACCUUUCGGUUAGCAGCCAAGUGCUUUAACCACUGCGAUUCCAUGGCUCCUAAUAUCUCAUUUGAACGAUAUGACUGAUAGUUUUUUUUUUUAAGGGCAUUUUAACUUUAACAGGUUGAAAGUCUUAGUUUUAAAAAACAAAGUUCUGCAUUUUCUAUGUUUAUAGCUUUCUAAUGAGAUAUACAAAGAUAAAAACAUAGGAAAUGCAGAUUGUUUCCAACUACUCAUACUUCUUAGGGGUUAAAUACCCCCAGUUUAAAACAUUUUCAUUAAAACAAAUGUAUCAGUAAGGAAUAGAUCCAGAUUAUUUAAAGGAAUAAUUGUUUGGUAAAGGAGAUUGCCAUUCUACUCCACUAGGCCCUCUUUUUUUUUUUUUAAGGACUAAGACUCCUGACCUGUUAAAAUUAAAAUGCCUUGAAAAAACUAAACUCUCAGUUAUUUACAUUUUCUUGUUGCGGGGGGAGAGUCUGAUGCAUUUGUAUGCGGCCCCACCCAGUGUAGGGAGAGCAGAGAGCAGGACACAGCAAGCUGGGGACACAUUGGCCUAUUUCCCUUUUGCCUCGUGCUUUCUGACCUGUAUUUGUUAACAAGCUAUUGUUAAUUCUCUUGAGAUGUCAGGAUUCAUUUCUCAGUUCUGCUGAACGUACCUCACUUAAUAACAAUAUUCUCAGGAGUCCUCUAUUGGAAGCUUGAAAUAAUAGGAACUCACACCAUGGAAAGAUAGUUCAUUCCUGCCUUUGUUGCCCACGUGUUCAAAAAUCGUGCUUAAUUUUAAGGCUUGCAAGAAUUGGGUUCUGUGGUUGUUGUGUUGUAGUUUCAAAUGCAUCCUCUAGGUGGCACUCAUGCACCACCAUUGUCCCCAAGGCUUCUGUCUCCUAAUUGUGUUGGUCCUAGCGUUUUGUUUGAUUGCUUGACAAAGAAAAUAUGGAAUUAUUUUCUGUUUAUGUAAAUCUACUUACACCAAUGAUCAUUAAACGUAUUUUGUA